Molecule: messenger RNA, 641 nt
Organism: Paramecium octaurelia
Lineage: Eukaryota; Ciliophora; Oligohymenophorea; Peniculida; Parameciidae
Source: the annotation of a GenBank genome assembly
AUGGAUUUCGAGCAUUCUGACUAAUUUACUUAGAGAGUAGAACAAAUAAUAAGGAAUGUAAUAUAUGCAUCUUGACUACAUGUAGUUCUUACAUAUUCCAGAAGAGGACAAUCCGAAUUGGAAGGAGAUUGGUUAAAAAUUGGAUCAAUUUUAAAGUUAGUUGGUUGAAGUAUAAUUGUAUGAAAUGAUUACCUAUUAAAAGGAGCAUCCUCCAAUACAUAAAGUCGAGUUUUGAAGCCAUCCUAGAGCAAUUAUAAUGUGAUUUAGGAGGACCUUAAAUAUAGAGUCUAUCAACCAGUUCACUUAAUCAAUAAAACCAUCCUCUGAAGACUGAUGACUUGAAGGUGAAUGAGAGAAUAAAUCAAAUUGGGUUGAAUGUGUACGAGUUUGAGAAAAACUUAGACAUGAAAAUUGAUUAGCUCAGUGUCAAGGUAGAGAGCAUAAAGAUAGACAGGGAAGAAUUGCAAGAGCAGAUUAAAUCUAUUGAUGGUAUUCUUAUAAAGUUUAUCGAAGCUCGUAUGGAAUCGCAAUGGCAAGGGCUGGCCAAUGUCUCUGAUCAGUUUUGGCAAUUCAAGAAGCAAUUUGAGCCUCUUUUAUUGGGGACGCAACAACAGAAAAAAAAGUUCUCGCUAUUUACAUGA